AUGCGGAGCAUGGCUCAGCAGGAGAGAGACUUCAGGUGGUGGAUUUUCCCUACAUAUAAGGUCGUGAAGAAGAAGAAGAAGAAGAAGAAGAAGAAGAAGAAGAAGAAGAAGAAGAAGCACGAAGCUACACAGCUCCACUGGACCGUCAAUAUGCUUCCACGAGCUACAUUAUGGCUUACUCUGGCGACGACAGUCUAUUCCAGCCCGCUCUCCCUACAUGGCACAGAAUCAUCUCCUCAUCCACCAACAGCGACCUUGCCACUUACAAACCAUAAAGAACCGAAGACGAUCUUCGUAGGUCGCACGGUACCCGAGUUCGACCAGGAUGUUUUUCUGGGCAUCAAGUACGCGGAUCAACCCGCUCGCUUCACUCCCUCUCGAUUGAAACAUUUAUAUGUCUCGCAGGACAGUGACUCGGGUCUUUGCGAUGCCUCGACAGUUGCAUCAGAUUCUCGACACGGAUCAUCGGACGUUUACUACAAUGCAACGCAAUACGGCUAUGACUGUCCGGGCUAUGGAUCCGAUACAACCGAGCUGGUUGAUCGAGGCCUGAUCAAAUUGGAUGAGAACUGCCUGAAUUUGAAUGUGAUUCGGCCUCGAGACACUAGGGGUGAAGAAUUGCCGGUUAUGCUAUGGAUCUUUGGUGGUGGAUGGACGCAGGGUGCGACUGCGGACCCUCGAUACAACAUGAGUUAUGUUGUGCAGCAAAGCGUGUUGAACGGGAAGCCUGUCCUCGGCGUGUCGAUCAAUUAUCGCUUGUCGGCAUUCGGCUUUCUGGAUUCGAAAGAAGUCAGGGCAGAAGGAAACACCAAUCUUGCCCUUCGAGAUCAACGGGUUGCCAUGCGAUGGGUGAAGAAGUAUAUCAGAUCCUUCGGUGGUGACCCGGACCGAAUCACGAUCUGGGGAGAAUCAGCUGGCGCAUACAGUGUGGGAGCACACCUUGUGACGAACAAUGGGAACAACGAGGGUCUCUUCAGAGCUGCAAUUAUGGAAUCGGGAAACGCAGUAGGUCCUCCAUACAACGGCACUGAGUGGCAUCAGCCUAUGUAUGAUCGGAUUGUGCAGAGAACGGGAUGUACCAACUCUACAAACACCCUGAAAUGUCUUCGAGAUCUCCCCUAUGAAAAGUUCUACAGCAACGCCUUUGAGGGGCUCGAGUGGUUUGCUACCAUUGACGACAACUUCAUCACCCAAUAUCCCCAGAUCAGUUAUCGCGAGGGCAAGAUAGCCAAGGUGCCGAUUCUGCUCGGCACAAAUACAGACGAAGGGACCAGCUUCGGCACAACGGGUGUAAACACAGAUCAAGACUGCAUCGCUGAAUUGACCUCCUCAAAACGCUGGGUUCUUACUCGCGACGAAGCCACAACUUUACUGUCAUACUAUCCCAAUAUUUCUGCCCUGGGCUGUCCCUACGGCUGGGGAAAUACGACCUGGCCCGGUAAAGGACUGCAAUACAAACGCUACUCGUCCAUGGCAGGAGACUUGACCAUGAUUGCACCGCGCCGGAUGUUGGCCGAAGUGAUGUCUCGGGUCAACAAGCGGGUGUAUUCAUAUCGCUGGGAUGUUUCUGCGCUCAACUCGACGACGAACAUUGGGGUACAGCACUUUGCCGAGAUCCCCUUUGUCUUUGCGAACCCGGUCCAGAAUAUCACCGCAUUGGGAUCUGAUCCAGCUCGCUUGUCCUUGGGCCAGAUGGCCGCUCGCAUGUGGACUUCUUUUGUUGCAGAUCUGGAUCCAAAUGGGCAUGGAGUUCCCCAUCUACCUGCUUGGCCUCGAUAUUCGUCCCACGCCUCCAAUUUUGUGUUUCGUUUGCCGCGCAAUGAGAGUUAUGUGGAAGCCGACACCUAUCGCGCAUCGGGAAUUGAGUACAUCAAUGGCAUUGCUCGAUGA
Molecule: messenger RNA, 1890 nt
Organism: Penicillium diatomitis
Lineage: Eukaryota; Fungi; Ascomycota; Eurotiomycetes; Eurotiales; Aspergillaceae
Product: putative triacylglycerol lipase (LipA)
Exons: 10
Coding region: 1-1890 (629 amino acids)
Source: RefSeq, a predicted model, not a curated record